CGAUUCCUUGGUGGUUCUGUGAAGCGGAAAGAACGAGUCACUCCUCGACCGUUGCUCAUUGGUGACUGUAUACGAGGCGCGCUCUCGUGGCUUGUCGAUGUGCAUGAUCACUCGACCAAUCAACGAGUUACGUGUGUGCUCGGCGUUUCGGCCGAAACCAUUGUGUUGCUUGAGAAACCGUCUGGUGCGGUCAUCUUUGCAACACCAACACAUUCACUUAUUGGUUGGGCUAAUACUGAUAUGGGGUUAGCACCGUUAACAUAUACAAACAUCUUCAUGUGA
Messenger RNA from Anisakis simplex (herring worm), 282 nucleotides. The record is from the annotation of a GenBank genome assembly. Lineage: Eukaryota; Metazoa; Nematoda; Chromadorea; Rhabditida; Anisakidae.